Cottoperca gobio is the source of this 4299-nucleotide messenger RNA. RefSeq names its product zinc finger and BTB domain containing 41 (gene zbtb41). Gene Ontology annotation, molecular function: protein binding; RNA polymerase II cis-regulatory region sequence-specific DNA binding; DNA-binding transcription factor activity, RNA polymerase II-specific. The coding region runs from base 404 to 3193 and encodes 929 amino acids. Gene Ontology annotation, biological process: regulation of DNA-templated transcription. The transcript is spliced from 11 exons. The record is from RefSeq and is a predicted model, not a curated record. NCBI's taxonomy places the organism in Eukaryota, Metazoa, Chordata, Actinopteri, Perciformes, Bovichtidae.
AUACCCUCCGUCUCAUGAAUCCUCUCGCGAACCUUAUGAUACCGCUCAACAGCAUAUCCUCGUCGUUAUUUUCGUGUUUGACUUUUAAUGCUUUACAUACAAAACGUAUUAAGAAAGGUAUCACCGUUUGUAUUUCUCUCGCUAUUUCUUGAAACGCAAGCCUGUAAACGAGAGCUUUAGAGGACGCACGCUGAACCAGCCAAUGGGUGGACGGUUUGUUACGGUGUCCGACAUUUCUGAAGGAUGGGAAGGUGGGGCCUUACAGACAUACAUCCACGGUUCAGGAAAUUAUUAUUCCUCCGUUUAUUUUCCACAUUACGUGUGUCUCCUGGAGGGAACAGUGCGUUGUAAACACGGCUCGUAUCUCUAAGGAGUGUUUCAUGGUCGCCCAACUGACUUGCAAAUGAAGAAAAAGUCUUGUAAUCUGCUGCGUCCCAAACGCAAACGCAGUGCCAGCAAUGAAUGUGCUGCAGAGCCGGGUGCUGUGCUGCGCUCCAACGUCCAACCAAACUCUGAAACUGUCCCAGAGUCAACCUCACAAAUCAGGCACUUGACUAUGGCACAGCAUAGUCACAACCUCCUCAAGUUCUUGAACGAGGACCGGACCCGACAAAGAUUCUGUGAUGUGUCUGUGUCUGUGGGUGGGAAGCUCUAUAGCGCCCACAAGGUGGUGUUGGCCCAUGGGAGCAGCUACUUCCACGCUGAGCUUUCCAAGAACCCUGCUACAGCGCUCGUGACUCUGGACCACGUGGAGGACUCUGUUUUCCAGCACCUGCUUGGCUUUUUGUACACCUCUGAGUGCGUUGUCACAGAGACGGACCUCCUGAAUCUAACUGAAGCGGCCCGAUUCCUAGACAUGAUGGAUAUACUGAAGCUGCUGUGUGAAGAAGGGGACAACAACCCCGUACGUGUGAGCCAGGUUCAGGAUGAGAUCAGAGGGUCUCCUGAGGUGGAAAUGACCUCCAGUGACUUGCCAGCAGGUGAUACAGACAUCCUGAGCCCAUGUCAUGUUCAAUGCACUGACAACUUCCUGCAGAACCACUUGGUGGAGAGUCCCACUGAUGCACAGCAGGAGAGCUCAACUGAGAAGGAGAAGACGCCAGCUCAGAGGACGGCUUCCAUGCGCAGAUCGGCUCGCAGGAGGAGAACACCCAGCAAGUAUCAGAGAGACAAUGUGGAGUACACCAUCAACACUCCUGAGGAAAGGCAAAGGUCUGUAUCACAGAGAAAGCAAGGUGAAGAAAGAAUGGAAGAAGCAGGAAAGCUGGUUGUGGAAAACCAUGCGCCCAAACUGGACGUGAAGGAGACAUCCAAACAAGCUCAGGGGGGGGACAUCGUGGACGAGGAGGAAGGGGAGGAAGAGGAAGGAGACAUGAAUGAGGACGUGGUUGCCCAGAGGAAAGUUGUUGAGGUUUGCGCAGCAGACAAUAGCGCAGGUCAGCAGGCUCUAGAUGUAGAAAGAGCAGAGCAGCAGGCUGAUGGAGAGGUGGAAGUGCAUGUACCAGCAGCAGCAGGAAGCUCUACCCAGAGUCCAGUGUAUCCUGAGGGUCUGACUCCAGUCAUCAUCCAAACCUCCAGCAAGAAGAUUCUCAAGUGCCCCAAAUGUGACAAGACCUUUGACCGCGCAGGGAAGUAUGAGAGUCACACCAGAGUGCACACAGGAGAGAAACCAUUCCAGUGUGACAUCUGUCUUCAGCGCUACUCCACCAAGUCUAACCUGACCGUACACAAGAAGAAGCACGCCAGCGACGCUCCCUUCCAGAAGAAGGAGCACAAAUGCCCCUUCUGUAACAAACUCCAUGCCAGCAAGAAAACGCUCGCCAAGCAUGUCAGGAGGUUUCAUCCAGAACACAUCCAAGAGUUUCUUACCAAGAAGAAGAGGAAGAAUGAAGGCUGGAAAUGUGCCAUUUGUCUGAAGACCUUCACUCGAAGGCCUCAUCUGCAGGAGCACAUGAUCCUGCACACCCAGGAACGGCCCUUUAAAUGCUCCUUCUGUGACGAGUACUUCAAGUCAAGGUUUGCCAGGCUGAAGCACCAAGAAAAGUACCACUUAGGUCCUUUUCCCUGUGAGAUUUGUGGCCGGCAAUUUAAUGACACAGGCAACAGAAAGAGGCACAUUGAGUGCACACAUGGAGGCAAAAGAAAGUGGACCUGCUUUGUGUGUGGGAAAUCUGUAAGGGAAAGGACAACCUUGAGAGAGCACUUGAGGAUCCACAGUGGGGAGAAGCCUCACCUCUGUAGUAUCUGUGGUCAAAGUUUCCGUCAUAGCAGCUCCUACAGGCUCCAUCUCAGAGUCCACCAUGACGACAAGCGCUACGAGUGUGACGAAUGUGGGAAAACCUUCAUACGCCACGACCACCUGACCAAACAUCAGAAAAUACACUCCGGUGAGAAAGCACACCAAUGUGAAGAAUGUGGCAAGUGCUUCAGGCGCCACGAUCAUCUGACGGUCCACUACAAGAGCAUUCAUCUGGGAGAGAAAGUUUGGCAGAAGUAUAAAACCGCUGUGCAUCAGUGUGAGGUCUGCAAGAAAGAAUUUAAAGGAAAGUCCAGUCUAGAAAUGCACUUCAGGACCCACUCAGGAGAGAAACCCCACAGAUGUCCCGAGUGCAACCAGACAUUUCGGAUAAAGAAGACCUUGACAAAGCACAUGGUGAUUCACUCAGACGCUCGUCCUUUUAACUGCCCCCACUGCAGCGCUACCUUUAAAAGAAAAGACAAGCUCAAGUACCAUGUGGACCACGUGCACAGCACUCGGUUUACUCCGCAGCCCCUCGGCACGGACAAAAUAGUCUCCAUUCCUUUCGAGGAGGCCUCUAAGGUAUACCGCGCUGAACCCAAGUCAGUCCUCCAGAGCUCGCCUCCCCCUGCAAACGUCUGCAUGCCCGUCACGUUAGUUCCUGUCCAGAUGGCAGGAGAAGCCCCUCACAGAGCCUCGUCUCUCUCCUCCCAAACUCACAGUGUUGUGAGCAUGCAGGCUCAAGGGCAGCAGCAGAACUCGAGCUACCAGGCCGCUACAGACCUGGCAUUCUUAGAAAAGUACACCCUCACUCCCCAGCCCGCCAACAUUAUCCACCCUGUGAGACCCGAUCAGAUGCUGGACCCCCGAGAGCAGUCCUACCUAGGCACGCUGCUGGGACUGGAUUCUGCCUCGUCUGUGCAGAACAUCUCAAACUCUGAUCACACACACUGACGCUCCUCAACCAAAAACUGGGCUUUUAGCAAACAGUCCAACAAACUUAAUGUAAAAAGAACAGAAGCUAGUAUUCACCACUAAAAUAUAUUCACACUUCAAUACAGACAGGCAAAUAUUUAGUGCAAAAAGUAUUCUGGUGCAGCACAGGAUCACCGCUUUGUCGUUCAGCCUGAUCUCAGGAAAUUCCCUCCCAGUUGUUUAGAAAAAGAAGAAAAUUGUGGAUUCAAACAGGUUAGUUUCUGUUGUUACUGAAGUACAAUGAUGACAAGUAUCACCAUAACUACAAAACUGGAACAGGAAGGCGUGGAAAUGUUUUUGUACCGGUUGCUAUGAGAUGAAAACACACAUUUUAAAAGUUACAAAUACCAAAGCUGCCCCUUUUUUAAUCUGUAUGAAAUUCUGUUUUCCAAAAGCCGGAUGAUGUCUGGUUCUUACUGAUGGUUGGAGCUUUUGGUGGCAAAGAAUAACUGGUCUUUUAAGUUUUUGCCAUUUCUUAUUGUAUUUUUAUAAGAGACAAAGCUAUUUGUCAUUUAUUCAAUAUUAUUUUUAUUUUCAUUUGCCUGGUUCUAGCUUCUCCAUUUUGCAGUAACUUGUGACAAACAGCCAAAAAUAAUUACACUAAACAAUUAAUUGGCUUUCCAAAUAAAUAGAUAUACAUUGGUAAUAAAAAUAAUCACUAGUGGCAGUUUUGUAAAGCUGAGUAAACUUAAACUGUGGCCUUAACAUAUAUUGUACACGUACAUGUCAUUGUGUUACGCAAGGUUAACGUCAAAGAAAGUUAUGUUUUUACUCAUGCGGCGUACAUAUGAGCACAAAGACUAGAGGUCAAUGUGCUUAUGUAUGUGUGAAAAAAACGUAUUUUAAAUACAACCGUCAAAUCAUGUAACAUGUGAUUUUAAAAAAAACUAACUGAAUUAACAUUUUGUUAAGUGGAAAAUACUCUUCUAAGUGGAAAAAGAAACAAAUCUGUAAAGUGGAAUAGGAAAUGACGUCACGUAAAGUAAUUGGUGGAUUUCAGUUCAAACCGUCAUCCUCACAUUCUGAAACUGCAGAUGCUCUACUCAAACUUUGUGUCGUUAUCAAUAAAAUCAGAUUUGAAAAUA